This is a messenger RNA of Adineta ricciae, 990 nucleotides long. Lineage: Eukaryota; Metazoa; Rotifera; Eurotatoria; Adinetida; Adinetidae. The record is from the annotation of a GenBank genome assembly.
AUGUUGAUAUUAAUCCUAACAGGUAUCGUCCUUUUCACAAUUACAAUAUGGACAAUCAUUGGAAACAUAAUCGUCGUCCUAGCAUUCAUUAUCGACAGGAAGAUUCGACAAGGUGGAAUGUCGAACUAUUUGAUACUUAACCUUGCCAUCAGUGAUUUACUAUUAGGUAUUGCUGUUCUACCGUUUUCAGCAUCGUAUUCCACAUUUCAUAUAUGGUAUUUUGGCAAACUUCUCUGUGAAAUGUGGUUAAUUAUUGAUGUUCUAUGUUCAACAGCAUCAAUUUGGGGUCUACUUAUGAUUGCUUUCGAUCGUUACAUCGCCACAAACUAUCCGAUAUAUUAUCGUCAUCAUCGUCAUUCAAUCCCGCGUGCGUCGAUUACCAUAUGUAUUGCCUGGUUUAUGUCGAUCGCUAUUUGUCUCUUACCAACGUUAAUAUUCGAGAAAAGUCCUCAACUGAUGACGGCAACCAAAUACAAUGAACAAACUCAUCAAUGUGAAUUAUUCAAAGAUUCGAGUUUUGUUAUCACAAGUUCUCUCUUAUCGUUCUAUAUUCCGUUAAUUAUCAUGAUAUUUCUAUAUGCAAAAGUGUUGUAUGCAAUCAAACAACAAUCAUCGCGUCGUCUGAAAGGGAAUAGUAUUCAUCGAACGGUACAUGACAAAGUCAACCGACAAAUAGAUAACAAUCUCAUCGAUGAAGAUCUGCCUUCAUCGGAUCAACAGCAAAUAGGCCGACGAGAAUUAUCAGCGGAAGUCCGAAUCACGCGUUCAUUAGCCAUUGUUAUCGGUUGUUUUAUAUGCUGUUGGUUACCGUUCUUUACUCUAUAUAUUAUUCGAGCUGUCUGUGAUUGUUUGAGCUUCAACGCGAUCGAAUUCUUUUUCUGGUUAGGCUAUUCGAACUCGUCAAUCAAUCCGGUUCUGUAUGCGAUCUUGAACAAAAACUUUCGUGACGCAUUUCGUAACAUUCUCUGGAAAGAUAAUUGUGCGUCUUAA